AUCUCAUUUUUGGGAAGAUAUCAUAACGACAAGCGUAGUUGUCUGAACGGUCGACCUUGGUGAAACACAAUUUUGGAAAAAUGUGGAAAAGAAUAGCCCUCAUCGCCGUGUUGGCGUCAGUGAGAUGUAGCCCAGUGGAACACAGUAUUGAGGAGAAUUUAGUGGGUGCGGUUUCGGAGUGCAUCGACAAAGAUACGUCACUAUGUUUGAAGGAAAAAGCGCUUAAGUACACAGAAAGGUUGGCCAUUACGAAAGACAUUAACCUUUUUGAAGGUAUGACGUUAAUAAACACUGGGUCAGCACGAUCCGCUCGCAGCUAUGAACAACUUUCUGAAAACCCAAAAACCAGGGAAAUGCAAAUCGAUGAAAGAAUAGCAAACGACGUAGGUGACUUCCUAGAUAACCACGUACUGCAGUUACGUUUGUCUGAUAGUGAAGAUUCCACAGCCGUUGAUGAAGAAGAAGGUCGUGGCAAGAAGGGAGGCAAAAAGAAGAUCAAGAAGAUUCUUCCUCUUCUUCUUCUCUUGAAGCUGAAACUCGCUGCUCUGGUUCCACUUUUCCUCGGAAUAAUUGCGUUCGCCGCAGUGAAGGCAGUGUUCCUUGGAAAGAUUGCGUUCGCCCUGAAUGCCUUCAGUGUAAUCAGAAAGUUGCUCUCAAAGAACAGCCACGGCUCUUCAGCUGUCAGCUAUACACAGCAUCAUGACGAUCAUUCUGGCUACAACUACGAGCCAGCCCAAGGAUGGAGUCGGAAGGUCAACGACGGCCAAAGUAUGGCAUACGCCGGACAACUCUCGAAUUAAUCUUUCAUUGUAAAACCAAGGUCGAAUGCGUGUGUUUGUGUGUAUGAUAUAUUUAUUGAAGAAUGUUUGUGUUGCCAUAUCAGUACCUCAGUCUAAUUUAUUUAAUUUAUGACAAAUAAAAUGAUAAUAGAAUUUUUAAUUUUU
This is a messenger RNA of Bicyclus anynana (squinting bush brown), 944 nucleotides long. RefSeq lists its product as uncharacterized. Lineage: Eukaryota; Metazoa; Arthropoda; Insecta; Lepidoptera; Nymphalidae. The coding region runs from base 81 to 800 and encodes 239 amino acids. The transcript is spliced from 3 exons. The record is from RefSeq and is a predicted model, not a curated record.